Molecule: messenger RNA, 1266 nt
Organism: Dioszegia hungarica
Lineage: Eukaryota; Fungi; Basidiomycota; Tremellomycetes; Tremellales; Bulleribasidiaceae
Product: putative transcription initiation factor TFIIE alpha subunit
Exons: 7
Coding region: 1-1266 (421 amino acids)
Biological process (GO): transcription open complex formation at RNA polymerase II promoter; transcription initiation at RNA polymerase II promoter
Cellular component (GO): transcription factor TFIIE complex
Source: RefSeq, a predicted model, not a curated record
AUGUCGGCGCACCUAUCGCAGGAACAGAUAAAGCGGCUCUGCGAGGACCUGGUCUAUCAGGUCGGCUACGCGUUUUACGAUGUACCGUAUAUUAUCCUGCUCAACUUGAUGGUCCAGAUAGAGGUUGCUCGAGAAACGGACAUCCAGGAGGCGACGUUCGUACAAGUCAGCGAGAUCCGAAAGUAUAUGGGGAUGCUCCUUACGCACCGGCUCAUCAAGCGUCAUGCAAAUAAGGAGCGGGUCCCAAUACCCGAAUACCUACUGAAGCGGAAUGAUACCGAGCGGACUCGCCUCAAAGAGGUUAUCUACUAUUACCUCGACUAUCGAGAGUUCGCAAACGUUGUCAAGUACAGGAUCGCGAUGAUGCGGAAGGGUAUCGACGAGAAAAUAAUGCAGGAUGUCGGACAUAAAGGCUACGUCUGCCCCACUUGCUCCCGGAUGUACACGCCCCUCCAGAUCCCCACCCUUUUCUCUCCGGCACACAACGCCUUCUUAUGCGAAGACGACAAGGCCGAACUUAUCGAACACGUUCCCGACGAGACCGACUCGUCCGACAAGAUGCAGCGCUUCAACCGUGCGACUCAGCCGAUCCGGGAUGCGCUCCGUGCGGUCGAGGGGAUCACGCUUCCGACGGUAAACAUACAUUCCUGGAUCGCGGAGAAUGUGAAGAGCACGGUGGUGCUUGAUGAAGAGGCAGAAGGGAGCAAGGCGAAGGUGCAGGUGGUAUUGGGCGGAGAAGGGGAAAGAGAGCGGAUAGAAAAGGACAGGCUGGCGGAGCAGCAGCGUGUACAGAAUGCACUGCCGAUAUGGCACACCCACUCCACCGUCACUGGAUCCGCUACCACCCUCGGCAUCGCCGACCAAACAAAAUCAGCCAGACUCGCCGCCGAGCGCAAAGCCGGCGUAUCGACCGGACAAGGCGAAAGCGAGGAUGCCAUGCUCAUGCAGCAUUACGAGGGGAUGGAUGAUGUCAGUGAGGAUGGGGAUGAGCCGAUCCCGGCCAAAGUGGCUGUGAAGGUGGAGGUCAAGGCGGAGCCUAGUGAUGUGGAUCAUGAGGACGAGGAAGACGAGGAGGCGGACACACCUCCGGCUGUUCCUGUAGGACCAGGGGCAGAUGGGAUGGCUACCGCUGUGGCUUCGAACGGGACGGCAGUAAUGGUCAAGGUUAAUGGUGUGCCGAAACCCCUCGAUGAGAUCACGGAGGAGGAUCAGGAAGAUAUGACGCCUGACGAAUAUCAAGCGUACUACGAGGCGGCAUUAGCUUGA